UGGAAUAUCGAGCGACUAGCUGCCUCGGCGUACCCAUUGAGGAAUAAUGGGAUUGAUUUGCGUUGCAACCUUCCCUCCCCCGCUGGUCGGUGCCUUUUAACAUCGAAGAACAUAAUCGGCUGAGCACGGCUGAGCGUUUAGUCAUAAGCAACAUGGCGAGCGCUCGGUGGUAAGCGGAUAUUUAGCCCGACGCGGAAACGUCACACAUGCUGCCUGUAGCUGUCAAACUUGCAGGAAAGCAGAAGGAUGGAGCUGUUCCGCACUGACACUCAUUUUAUCUUCGUGAAAGAGAGGCACAGCCUCUGGUGUGACAAGUGUACCGGUGAAUUCGCCGCAAAAUCAGAUUGGGAAUGGGCCACGCCGAAGGAUUUAGAAUGUCUGGGGAUGUUUUACGGCAUAGUCGGAAAAAUUGAUCAGACAUCGGUAUUGGAACCUCGCUUGAUGCUCAUAAAGGAUGUCACACCAGCUGGAGAAUUACAUGGCGGUCACAUUGUUUACAAAAUUAAAUCUAUCGCGUUUCUACAUUUUGGCACAGAGAAUAUGGAUAUUGGUUUGCUACCUUGUAAGAAACAUCAAUAUGUAUUGAAGAAGAAAGGGAGCAGUGGAUUAUUUGAUGUGCCACAGAAAGCAGCUUUAGCGAAAACCUGGGGUACAAUCAAGAAUGCCACAAAUACUAUAAAAAAUACUACACAACAUGCUGCAGCGUUGGCUACGUCUCAAAUGAAGUCCACAGUGAUUAAACGCAGCGUAGUAAAAGAUAAAGACAGAUUCGAGAAGAGAAUUUUGGAAGAGCUGAAUAAGAUAUUUACCGAAACUGAUUCAUUCUUUUUUUGCCAGACUGGUGAUAUUACUAAUAGUUUACAACGACAAUGCAUAAUGGAAUCUCAGCAUGACAAUCAAGAUAAACCAUUGUGGCAACGUGUAGACGACAGAUUUUUCUGGAACAAACAUAUGUUACAUGACAUUAUUAAUCUAAAUACAGAUAAAGCAAACUGUUGGAUAUUGCCAAUUAUUCAAGGAUAUGUUCAAAUAGAAAAAUGCAUAGUCGAGGUAGGUUUUGAUGAGCAACCGCAACAAGAGAUAUUUAAUUUGGCGAUUAUAUCGAGAAGAAGUAGAUUCCGUGCUGGAACUAGGUACAAGAGACGCGGAGUGGAUGACGAUGGCAAGUGUGCAAAUUAUGUUGAGACUGAACAAUUAGUUUGGUAUCAUGAUCAUCAAGUAUCCUUUGUACAAGUGCGAGGAAGUGUGCCAGUAUAUUGGUCUCAACCUGGGUAUAAAUAUAAACCUCCACCACGAAUUGAUAAAGAUGAGGCUGAAACGCAGAUAGCAUUUGAAAAGCAUUUUAGUGAAGAACUUGCGUUGUACGGGCCUAUUUGUAUUGUUAAUCUAGUCGAACAGACUGGUAAAGAAAGGAUUAUUUGGGAAACUUACAGUAACCAUGUAUUUAAUUAUAAUCAUUCAGAUAUAACAUACACCACUUUCGAUUUCCAUGAAUAUUGUCGAGGAAUGCAUUUCGAAAAUGUGUCUAUUCUGGUUAAUGCAUUGGCUACAAUGCUAACAAAUAUGGGUUACUGUUGGCGCGAUAAACAAGGUAUGAUUUGCAUGCAAAAGGGCGUGUUCCGUGUAAAUUGCAUAGAUUGCUUAGAUAGAACAAACGUGGUGCAAACCGCUCUGGGUAAAGCUGUUAUGGAAAUGCAGUUUUCAAAACUGGGACUAAUACCACCUGACGGAAUUCUGCCUGCAAACAUAAGACAGACUUUCCAAUCGCUUUGGGCUAAUAAUGGAGACAUUAUUAGCAAGCAAUAUGCAGGAACAAAUGCUUUAAAGGGAGAUUAUACACGUACUGGGGAGAGAAAAUUUACUGGGCUGAUGAAAGACGGCAUGAAUUCUGCAAACAGAUAUUACUUGAAUCGUUUCAAGGAUGUCUACAGACAAGCGACGAUUGAUAUGAUGUUGGGAAAUUCAGUAAGCGAAGAAGUAUUCUUAGAACGUACAGACGAGGAAGAUAACGCGGCAACUGCGAUUCACGUGAAAUUAUUGAUUGAAGAUUGUAAAAAAUUACUGAUACCUGAUCCAGAAGUUAUUCUAGGCAGUUGGGGAGUUAUCGAUGCUGAUCCUGUUACUGGUGAUCCAACCGAGACGGAAAUGGACACUAUUUUAAUAUUGACUCGAGAUAGUUAUUACAUUGCUGAUUAUGAUGAUCAAAUCGAUAAAGUUACAAAUUAUCAAAGAGUUUUAUUAGAUGAUAUUGUUUUAAUUGAAUUUGGUCAACCUGAAAACAUGGUCUCAUUUUUCAAGAAUAAACAUUACUACUGUAUUAGAAUUAAUUAUAAAGUAAACGGCGAUUAUGGUUACUUUCACAUGUUUCGUAGUACAAAUUUAAGAUUUUUCAAUAAUAUGGCGGUUGUGAUCAAAACUGAAGAGGAAAGCAUUGAAUCUUUGAAAGCAAUUUGUGAAGCUAUUUCAGUAGCCAUGGAGAUAUCAAACUUGCCAAAAAUUCCCGUAGCCAUUAAUGUUACAUUAGAUAAAAGAAAGAGUAAAUUAGUGAAUGCUAAAGGUUCUAUUGGAUUAUUGGACAUUUCAUCGUUUCCGGAACUGACAAGAAAUGUAUCUGAGACACAGUUACUUGCUUUAAAAACAGCAGGUACAAAAGCUUUAAGCAAUAUGUCAGAGCAAUUUAGCAAAUUGAAUAAACUGAGUCAGAGUUUCAGUGCAAAGAAACCAAUUGAUUUAGCAAAGAAUAUAAGUAACAUACCGGCGGAGAAGGUAUCAAAGCCGAUUUUUACAGUUGGCAACAGCAAUAUCUCAGGCAAUGCAGAAGAGAAGAGUAACAGUAGCAGCAGUAGCAAUAGCAGCGAGAAUAUCGAAAUGACACACGUACACGUCGAGAAGCCAGAGAACUUCAGUCAUGACAAGCAUUUGAUGGAAGCUUAUACACCAUUGAUUGGUAUUAUUAUGGGUGUGAAAAAUACUAAUGUUGUGGAUGGUAGUGUUUGCGAUUCUAAUGUGAACGAGGAAGUAUCCAAGAAAAUGAGACCUAACAAGAUGAAUUUAAAUUCAAAACCUGAUUUGGCCAUUGAUGCGUUACAUCUGAUUCCGCAAACUGGAUCCGGUACUAGUACUCUUAGCGCUUCGCCGCAGAAGAUUACGGCAACGACGCCAGAGAUAACAGUAUACGAUGUAGGAGAUAAUAUAGGCGAGGAAAGAGAUCGCAUGAUUCCACUAUCAAGCUUAUCGCUUACCAAGAAUAUCAGUCAUUCAACAGGGGAUGUUGAUAAUAAAGCAUCGAUUGGUGUUAAGAGCACUAUUCUUCAAACAGAUAAUAGAUUGGAUGAAAAGAAAAGAUCAGCCUCGGAACAGGAUUUGACGUUGAACAUUACAUCAUCUCAAAGCGAAUCUGCCUUAAAAUCCAUAAAGGAAAAUAUCGCGAGCGUUACUAGUCCUGUAGCAUCUACAGCCAAAGAUAUUUUGUUGCCGUUCUCCAAAUUUGCAAAAGGUGUUCAAACGUUAGGAGCUAAUUUAGACCCUAGAAAACUAAAAACAGGCCACGUAAUGCGGAAUUUGUCGGAACACCAUAUGGAGGAGCGCCAGAAACUUCAGGAAAGAUGGGCCUCUUGUCAAUCUAAACUUAUUGCUUUAUAAACUCUUUACCCGAAUAGCUUUUUG
Mycetomoellerius zeteki is the source of this 3666-nucleotide messenger RNA. It is a transcript of the gene sp3, whose product is annotated as phosphatidylinositide phosphatase spermathreecae. NCBI's taxonomy places the organism in Eukaryota, Metazoa, Arthropoda, Insecta, Hymenoptera, Formicidae. The transcript has 12 exons. Bases 247 to 3642 code for a protein of 1131 amino acids. Gene Ontology annotation, cellular component: clathrin-coated endocytic vesicle; early endosome. The record is from RefSeq and is a predicted model, not a curated record. Gene Ontology annotation, molecular function: phosphatidylinositol-4-phosphate phosphatase activity. Gene Ontology annotation, biological process: regulation of endocytic recycling; phosphatidylinositol dephosphorylation.